This is a messenger RNA of Pneumocystis murina B123, 933 nucleotides long. RefSeq lists its product as hypothetical. Gene Ontology annotation, molecular function: mannosyltransferase activity. Lineage: Eukaryota; Fungi; Ascomycota; Pneumocystomycetes; Pneumocystales; Pneumocystaceae. The transcript has 3 exons. Gene Ontology annotation, biological process: mannosyl-inositol phosphorylceramide biosynthetic process. The coding region runs from base 1 to 933 and encodes 310 amino acids. The record is from RefSeq and is a predicted model, not a curated record.
AUGAAGCGAUUGACAUUGAUUACUGUUAUAGUCGGAUUGUUUCUAGUGGUUGUUUUAUUGAAUAGAUCAUGGUUUUUAAUAACGUUAUUAUUUGAGAAUUUUGAAUUGGAAAGAAUUUCUGAAUGGGCUGUUUUAUAUUCAGAUUCUUAUAAAGUAGACACAAAAAAAGAGGCAAUUCCACGGAUUAUUCAUCAAACAUGGAAAAAUGAAACAAUUCCUGAAAAGUGGGAGGAAGCUUAUGAUAGUUGCAAAAAAAAACAUCCAAAUUAUGAAUAUAUAUUUUGGACAGAUGAAAAGGCACGUGAUUUUAUUGCACAAGAAUAUUCAUGGUUUCUUGAUCAAUAUGACAAAUAUCCGUAUAAUAUUCAGCGGGUUGAUUCAUUUCGAUAUUUUGUUCUCGUUCAUUAUGGUGGUAUAUACAUUGAUCUUGAUAUUGAAUGUCUUAAACCCCUUGAUCCGCUUCUUUCAUAUGGCGCGUGGCUUCGUAUAACAGAUCCUACCGGAAUUUCUAAUGAUGUUAUGGGUUCUGUGCCAUAUCAUCCUUUUUUUGUUUUUGUAAUUAAUCAUUUAAAAUCUUCCUCUGGAAACUGGAUAUUUCCAUAUCUUACAGUUAUGGCGACUACAGGUCCUUUAUUUCUUUCUGUCAUGCUUGAAAAGUACAUGUUUUUUUUAUCAUCUGAUGCUUUUGCUUUAGAACAUGUUCGUAUUGUUACACCUGAUAUUUCAAAUAAAAUAUUUAAGAAUUUUCACGGUAGUACUUGGCAUCAAAAAGAUGCUUGGUUUUUUUUCUGGUUACAACGCUAUUGGGUUUUUUUAUUUAUUGGCAGUAUAGGUAUAACAUGUUUUUAUUCUUUUUAUCUUUUUAAAAGGAAAUUGCACCAAAAUUUUAGGUAUAAGAAGUGGAUACGUUUUUCUGAUGAAUUGCCUUUAUAA